AUGGAGCUGCGCAACUCAGUGCUGAACGCGAGCUCCCCCGAGGGACUUUGCGCAAGCCCUUUGCCAUGUCAACACUGCCCGCCAUCGCAGCAGCAGCAGCAGCGAUACCGCUCUGCCAAGACGCAUUCGAAGAUUAAGAUUGAGCCGAACUGCCUCGUUUUCCCGCCGCCGCACUUUGGGCGGUGCAUUCAGAAUGCCGUCUCCAUCUACAACGUGUCGAAGCAGCCGUGCGUGUUCAAGAUGCGGAGCCAGAACCCGGAGCGGUACGUGGCAAAGCCGCACGUUGCCAUCGUGGCGCCUGAGUCUGCCACACGGAGCUUUGUGACGCUCCGUGACAUGAAUACGCUGGGGAUAAAGAAUCUUCCUGAGGAAAUGCAGGAUCGCUUCCGCUUCUCGCUGAGGCUUUACGACCCCACGACUGUGGACCCGUCACUCUCACCGAAGGACCUGUGGAGCGUGCUGGCAGCGCGCGGGGACAAGGUGGAUCAUGAGCAGGACCUGAUUGCGUAUUUUACUAAGAGGGACACGCCCGUGGGCGGCCUUGUCACUUUCUUCCCACCGACGUACAUCUCCGUGAUCCCGCCAGCUGCGUCCAAGACGGUGUCGUCCACUACCUCGGCGACAUCGCCACAGACCAGCAACAGCACCGCUACGCACGCUAUCGGCAGCGGCGUCAGUGCUGUGGUGCGGGGGAACAAGUCAGCCGGGGCGGCUGGCAACAGCGCUAAAUCCGUUUGUUUCGCCGUUUCCGGUGGGGAAAAGCACUGGGAGAAGGGCGCUGCCGCGAAGCGCGGCCUCUGGAUCGGCAUGGUCGUCGUAGCGGUGAUGGCGCUCUCCGUAGCUGUUAUGACGCGCCACUUGUGGUGCACUGGUGAUGCUGCAGCCGGCCAGUUCCAACGCACCGCAGCGUCUGGGCGACCCACUCCACAGUCUUAUCCGACGCAGGCGCAUGGGGGCGAGCCCGCGGUAUCGGUUGAGCCGCCGCUCAAUCAUGCAGAGGCAGGGCAGGCGCAGCAGCAUCAGCAACACCGUGAGGGGCAUCACAACCGCUAA
This is a messenger RNA of Leishmania braziliensis MHOM/BR/75/M2904, 1053 nucleotides long. RefSeq lists its product as hypothetical. Gene Ontology annotation, cellular component: plasma membrane; endoplasmic reticulum membrane. The transcript has a single exon. Gene Ontology annotation, biological process: endoplasmic reticulum membrane organization. The coding region runs from base 1 to 1053 and encodes 350 amino acids. Lineage: Eukaryota; Euglenozoa; Kinetoplastea; Trypanosomatida; Trypanosomatidae. The record is from RefSeq and is a predicted model, not a curated record.